Molecule: messenger RNA, 2359 nt
Organism: Tripterygium wilfordii
Lineage: Eukaryota; Viridiplantae; Streptophyta; Magnoliopsida; Celastrales; Celastraceae
Product: nuclear envelope-associated protein 2-like
Exons: 7
Coding region: 997-2007 (336 amino acids)
Source: RefSeq, a predicted model, not a curated record
UCUAUUACACAAAAAGUAAAGCCAACAAAUUUACACUAUUAUACCAAUACACAUCAGUAAAAUACAUCAUCCAAUACAGUCAUAUAAACAAAAUACAAAUCUCCAUGAAUUACCCAUCUCCAGCAAAAAACAAUCACUGUGAUUGCUCUAACUGCGAUAUGCCAUUUUCUAAUUUCUAUGUUUGCAUUUGAGUUUGAGAGAGCAGAGAGACCCUUUUUGGAUUCUGAGGAUCAGAGCAAAAAUCAAGUGCAAUCCGACCCACCUCCUCCCUCUUUCUGCUCACUUCCAACUUUAGGCCCAUUUUCAAAAGAGGAGAGGAUCCAGCCCAUCCAUUCCCCCUCUUUCAAAUUGAUGAUUCCACGCGGCAUACACACAUUCGAGGUUGGUGGUGGUCCCCACCCACCGCAGUUGCCAAAAUUUGCAUUUGCCGCGCUUCCCUUCAGUCAAAUCCACCAGUCACACUCACACUCCACAGCUUCGGAUUUUGUCAUUUCUCAAACCCCAGGCUCGGCUUAUCCGAACCUAAUCCUACCUGCGUCGCUCUCUGGCAAUACAACACUGACACUGACCAUAAAAAAAAAAAAAAAACCCUAAAUGUGCGCCUUAUUUCCUUCCGUAGAUUCCCAUUUCUGGUCGUUCGAUCGACUCGCGGUCUGAUCAUCAUUCAUCAGAGGCCUUUCUGCUCCGGGGCUCCAGCUCGGCCAUUUCUUCUCAAGACGACCAACUCUCUCCUACGUUCCUCUGGCUCUCUCAUUUGAGUCAGAAAGCUGAUUUAAAAGAAAAAACUUUGGAAUUUUCUUGGACUAGAUUUUCCCAAGAAAACUGAUUAUAUAUAUGCUUUGAAUCGCUUCAAAUUUCAGAUAUGAAGACCAUAUAGCCCUCCAAUCAAACAACCAUUAGAACCACAAAUUUUUGGGACUUGAUUCGGUGCAUGAAGUCAACAUCAGAUCCUUCCUCCAAAUCGUUAGCCGUUAGAUCCAAGCUCUUGAUUCACUCAUGUCAGUCUCACAGCAAGCUAGAGAUGUCGAUCCUUUGCUGAAGGAUUUGAACGAGAAAAAGCAGAGUUUCAGGCGAAACGUCGUGUCUUUGGCUGCGGAGUUGAAGGAGGUCAGAAGUCGCCUUUCUUCACAGGAGCAGUCCUAUGCCAAAGAAACAAUCACUAGACAGGAGGCGGAGACAAAGGCGAAGCAAAUGGAGGAGGAGAUUCGUAGAUUGGAGAAAAGUUUGGAGCAGAGAAACGGACAGCUUCAGGUUUCUGCUUGUACUGCUGAAAAGUGUCUUAAGGAGUUGGACAGUCUUAGAUCACAGCUUGCAGUCACUCAAACGACUGCAGAUGCAAGUGCUGUAUCAGCUCAAUCUGCUCAGGUUCAGUGUUUAGCUCUGUCGAAGGAAUUAGAUGAGAAGAACAAUUCAAUAAAAGAGCACGAAGAUCGUGUAAUUAGGCUAGGAGAGCAAUUAGAUCUCUUGCAGAAGAAUCUUCAAGAAAGGGAAUCUUCUCAAAGGCAACUGAAAGAUGAAGUUCUAAGAAUUGAGCAGGACAUUGUGCAAGCUCUUUCCAAGGCUAGCGCAAGCAAGGAUUGUGAGAUGAGAAAGUUGUUGGACGAGGUAUCACCAAAAAAUGUUGAGAAAAUCAAUAGACUUUUGGUUACAAAGGAUGAAGAAAUUGCCAAACUGAAGGAUGAGAUUGGGGUUAUGUCUGCGCACUGGAAGCUUAAGACUAAGGAACUGGAGUCACAGCUAGAGAAACAGCGGAGAACUGAUCAGGAACUGAAAAAGAAGGUUCUAAAGUUAGAAUUCUGUCUACAGGAAGCCCGUGCUCAAACUCGGAAGCUUCAAAGAAUGGGAGAACGGAGGGACAAAGCUCUUAAAGAACUUAGAGAUCAGUUAGCAGCAAAACAACAGGAUCCUGCUGCCAACCCUGAAAAGCAUAAUUUCUGGGAAACCUCUGGAUUCAAGGUAGUGGUAUCCAUGUCAAUGUUGACCUUAGUGGUGUUGUCAAAGCGAUGAAGUCUAUUGGUUCUCCAGUCACUUUUGUGAAUAAAUACUCGGGUGCUUUACCGUGUAGGAGUUUAGAAAAACUACAGCCAUUUUGGUUGUUUAAUAGCGCUUUGUAGAUUUUCCCCGUAUGUAGUAUCAACUAAGAAAAGAAUGCAUAAAGUCAGUUGAGAGAACAUUUUUGUUGUUAUCGUAAUUAGUUAAUUACAACAGAGCUGCCACUCAUUUGCCUGGCAUCUAUGGCAAAUUGACAGCAAAUAGGCAUCGAUCUAAAGGCAAAAGUCAUUAUCUGGUAGAUCAGAACUUGUUUGUUGAAGUAGCAUUAACAGCAGCAUGAGACAGUAAACUAGUUUUUGUUUGCAGA